AUGAGGGUGGCGGGAUGUUCAAUAUCCUCUUGCUGAGCAGUCAGGGUUCCGCAAAGCAGAGUUGUUGCGGAUGUGGGCAGCAGCAGCAGUGCGCAGCGGCCUGUGUGCUGCAGCAGCGCGGCCCGAUCAGCCAUGAACCCGGAGGAGCAGACUGUAACCUGGCUUAUCUCGCUAGGAGUGCUUAAUUCCCCUAAAAAGAACAUCGCGGACCCGGAGGGAUUUCUCAAAACGUCACUUCGAGAUGGCGUUGUCUUGUGCAAGCUCAUGGAGCGACUGGUGCCGGGAUCUAUUCUAAAGUAUUGUCCUGAUCCUAAAUGUGAAACCGACUGCCUUAGCAACAUUCGGGAGUUUCUGAAAGGAUGCGUGACUCUGAAGGUUGAGGGUUUUGAACCAGAGAGCUUAUAUACCGGUGAGAAUUUUAGCAAGAUUCUGUCUACGUUGUCAGCAAUAAACAUCGCCACUCAAGAUCGUGGUACUGAGAGGCCAUGUCCACAGUCCAGCUCCUCUGCUCCUAGUCUGUCAAUUUCGUCAUCCUUCAAUUCAAAGUCCAAAUCCUUGCGGAGACAAUCAAAAGCAGUGGAAAUGUCAGAAAAUGGGGCAGGUGGUCAGCUGGUGGUAAAGGCGCGCUUCAACUUUAAGCAGAACAACGAGGACGAGCUGUCAUUCAACAAGGGCGAGCUAAUCCAUGUAACCCGGCAGGAAGAGGGCGGAUGGUGGGAGGGGGCGCUCAAUGGAAAGACCGGCUGGUUUCCCAGCAACUACGUCCGAGAGGUCAAACCAAGUGAGAAACCAAUCUCCCCUAAAGCUGUAAAGGGGUUUGAUGUUCCACAACUGACCAAAAACUACUACAGUGUGGUGGUGCAAGACAUCCUGGAGCAUGAGCGUGAGUUUGUAAAAGAGCUGCAGACAGUUCUCACCUGCUACCUGAGACCUCUACAGGCCAGUGACAAGGUUUCAAGUGCAGAGAGCAGCAGUUUGUGUGGGAACUUGGAGGAAAUACUUACUUUCCAACAGGGACUCUGUGCGACAUUGGAGGACUGUAGCAAGAUGCCUGAAGGCCAGCAGCGCCUCGGAGGCUACUACAUGAACUUGAUGUGCCAGAUCCGAAUGCUGUACCUUUCCUACUGCUCCAGCCACCCUUCGGCAGUGGCUGUACUCACUGACCACAGUGACGAGCUAGAUAAGUUCAUGGAGAGUCAGGGAGCCAGUUCUCCAGGCAUCCUGACCCUUACCACCAGCUUGAGCAAGCCCUUCAUGAGGCUGGAUAAAUAUCCCACCCUUCUGCAAGAGCUAGAAAGACAUGUAGAGGAAACGCAUCCAGACUACAGUGACAUUCUGAAAGCAAACAUCGCUUUUAAAAACCUUGUGACACAGUGCCAGGAACUGCGCAAGCGAAAGGACCUGGAGGUACAGAUAUUGUCUGAGCCGGUGCGUGGCUGGGACGGAGACAGCAUCAGGUCUCUCGGGCAGGUGUCCUACAUGUCCCAGGUGCACGUGCAGAGCAGCUCUAGUGAGGACAAAGAGGAGCGCUACUUCAUGCUGUUUCCUAAUGUACUUAUUAUGUUGUCUGCCAGCCCACGAAUGAGUGGCUUUAUAUACCAGGGACGACUGCAGCUUACAGGAACCACAGUGACCAAACAUUCGGACGAUGCGGAGAACGGACAUUAUGCAUUUGAGAUUUCAGGAGGUGUGAUUGAGCGCAUGACAGUUUUCUGCAGUAGUUCCCAGGAGCUGCAGGAAUGGUUAGAGCACCUACAUGCUUUUAGCAAAGGUGGAAGUCCAGUAGGAACUAUAAUAAAGAAUGUAGACAAUAAGCCCAUGAGCAUCGUAGGCACAGCGUCUCAUGCGAGCCACAGUCAGGGUUUUGGUACAUCUCCAGGCACCCGGUGCCCUCUGGAACCACCUAAGAUCACCAAGCCGUGGUCUCUGAGCUGCCUGAGACCUGCUCCCCCACUUAAACCAUCUGCUGCUCUUGGCUACAAAGAGAGGAUGUCUUAUAUCAUGAAGGAUUCCAGCAAAAGCCCUAAACCCAUCAAGAAGUUCCUGAACAAGAGAAAGACAGAAAGAAAACCUUCAGAUGAUGAAUAUUUGCUCCGAAAAAGUACUGCAGCUUUGGAAGAAGAUGCUCAAAUUCUAAAGGUGAUUGAAGCCUAUUGUACAGGAGCCAGCCUGCACCAGACUACAACAGCUGUGCGUAAGGAUGGUGUACCGCAAGUCCUGCUCCCAGAGGAGGAGAAGAUCAUUGUCGAAGAGAUGAAGAGCAAUGGCCAAACAAUCAGUGAAGAGAAAAGCCUUGUUGAUGCUGUUUACGCAUUAAAAGAUGAAGUCCAUGAGUUAAAGAAGGAGAACAGGUGGAUGAAGCAGUGUCUGGAAGAGGAGCAGAAAUCCCGCAAAGAGCUUGAGCGUUUGGUCAGGAAGUUGGCUAAACAGAAGAACGAUUACACGUGGGAAGACGGAGGCCACUGAGUAACAUUCGAAAUGUUCUCCUCUUCUGCAUGAGUGAGUGUGUGCAUAUGAGUGUGUAGAUGAGUUGCUAGAUUUGGGUUCACACCAAAUGUUGCAUUGAGAAAAGCCUUCCUGCCUUGUAAACUUUUUUUUUCUUUUUUUACUUUUUUGUGGAUAUCUUGCUGUGAGAUCAUUUGUGCUUGACUGAUGUCUGUAAUGGGUUUCAGAAGAGAUUCAUGCAGUGUGUUUUUUUCCUGUGAACAAAAAACAAAAGGCAAAAAAAAUGUUCAACACUCAUGUAGCAGAACCACAACAUUAGUUGUGAAAGUCUGCACCUGUGAUUUUGUCCAUAUGACUCAUUAUAGCAGACUUUAUGUACCUAUCCAAAAACUGUAGAAUUAUAUAACUGUUGCAGUAUAAUGUUAAAUAUGUUACAAUACUUACAUAAUGCAGAAGCCAUUAUGUCUAUACAGUUGGAAAAAGGAAACGAUUCAGUGUUCAGAUUUGGCAGGGAAAUGUGUGGAAAAUAAGAUUCAAUCUUUUAUCCAGAAAACGUGUGUGUGUGUGUGUGUGUGUGUGUGUGUGUGUGCGUGUGUGUGUGUGUGCGUGUGCUGCUAAAGAAGUCACCAUUCUAUAAGCAUGAAAAUGAGCUCAAAGGUCCCCUCAUGCCAUACACUCAUGGUACAUUGGCAAAUUGUUUCAUUAACGAACAUCUUUGUGUGACUUCAAUCCUAUUUUUCUAUGUUCAUCUGAUUGACAGAGGAAGCUUUUAUGCUUCAUAUAAGGAGCAUGAAAUAUAGAAUGUGUUGCACAUGAUAUGACAUGAGAUGUUACAAUUGUCAUCUUGAAAUAAUUAGACUUUUUGGUUGUUUAUUUUUAUUUUCUUAUAUUUUUUAUUAUUAUAAUCUAGCUGGUGUUUUCUUACCAACCAUCAAAAAUAUUCCCUUAAACCAUGUGUGGUACAAUCUACAAGAUACUGUACAGUAUUUCUAUGCCUUUUAUUUACACAAGCUAAUCAUGUUUUUUAUUAUUAUUAUUAUUAUUAUUACUACUUCUAGUUUUGUUCAAAGCUGUUCAUAGCAAAAGAUGCAGCUGAUCAUAGAAAUACAAAAAAGAUCACCAUUAUUAUAUAUUAAGGUAUAAUUUACAGUGUAAAUUAUACAGUGUACAUCAUAUACAGUGUAUAUCAUAUAUACUUACAAACAGUAUAUAAUAGCUAGUAUAGGCAAAAAAAAAUAAACAAAUAGCCAUGUAAACUUUCAUAUUUAAAAACAAUACAAAAAUGGAUUAUUACUUCCAUAUUCUGAGGUUGUUGAAUUUUAUAUAUAUAUAUAUAUAUAUAUAUAUAUAUAUAUAUAUAUAUAUAUAUAUAUAUGAAUGAAUGAAUGCAUGCAUUAGUCCUUAAUUGAGAACAUGGUACUUAGGUCUUUUUAAGCACUCCUCUGAUAACCUUACACACCUCAAUUUACAAUCUGGUCUUACACACAGUUUGUAGGUAUUUUAUUGUACUUCAUAUGAUUUAGGUUUUCAGAAAAGUAGUACUGUUGAUCUCACUGCUUUGGCCCUAACUUCAAUACUUAAUACAUCUAGCUUUUUUUAUUAAACUUUUCCUGAUUUCUUGCCACAUCAAAGUCAUGAGGCCAUGCUGGAUUUGGAGAAAUUAGCAGUACAUUUAAAGCUGCUACAGCUGUAUUACAUGUAUUAUUCCCUUUUUAUGAAAGGCUGUUGCACUGCAGAAGUAUUUUCUUUUAGAGCACCAUAAAUUAAAAAUUUGUAAACAAACAAACAAAUUUACGUGUAUGUGCGUAAAAAGAAUAAUUUAUAUCUGUGUAAUCUCUUUUAGUAAUCAUUUUUUGUAACAUGUCAAAUGCUAAACCGGUACUCUGUUGGAUGCAUAUAUUAUAUGGACAAAUGUUUGUGGACACUUGACCAUAAGAUCUGUGUCAUUUUUAAACACACUAUUCCACAUGUAGUCCCCAAUUUGCUCUUGUUAUAGCCUCUACUCCUCUGGGAAGAUUUUAUAGUGUUGGUGUGGAGAUUUGUGCUCAUUCAGCUUCAGUGGUGUUAGUAAAGUCAUGUGUUAAUGUCAUAAGGCCUGGAUUGCACUUGCCGUUUCAGUUCAUCCCAAAUGUGUGUUCGGUAGGGUUAGAGCUGUAUAGCAGGCCAUUCAAGAUCUUCCACUCCAACCUAUGUAAAGCAUAUCUUCAUGGAGGUGGCACAGGCCUAGUCGAACAAGUUUGGGUCUUCUAGUUCAUGUGAAGAGAAAUUUUAUGCUCUUGUUUCUAAAACAUCCAAAUUAUUGUGUGCUCUUACUUUGUGGUAAGAGUUUGGGGAAGAACCACGUGUGAGGUGUCAGGGAUCCCAAUGAUUUUGUCACUGUCUUGUAUAAUGCUCUGCUGCAUUGCCUGGACUUUCUUGUAAAGUAAUCAGGCAUGUAAAUAAUGGAAUUGCAACACACAAUGCUUAUAAAGCAGAACAAGUGGGUGGCAAUUUAAAGGAAUGAACAGCAAUGUAAAGGAAAAAGCAGCAGUAUAUCAAUAAAGGUACUGGUUCAGAACAGCUUUAGUGCCCUAUGAUACAGUUUUCAAAGGUUUCUGGAACUGUACCUAAUGAUAAACACCAUUGUUCCAAAUGAUAGUACUGUUUUUUUGGAUUUUUUUUUUUUUUAUGAUGAUGGUGUUGGAUCACUCAUUAGGUGUUCAGUUAAAUUAAUAUCUAGAAGCAUAUGUAUGGCAUAUGAUUUUCCAUCAUUUUUAUCCUCAUCAAACCGUUUUGUGAACUUUUGUACUUGAAGGCACCUUAGAGCCAACAGAGCUUUCCUAUCAGAGUAGAAAUGUCUCAUAUGACAAGUGAUCGUGUGAUCAGAAUUAGUUUGCGGUGACACUUUCCUUUAAUGAGACACAAUGACCGAACCACCAUAGGUUUUUUGUUGCACUUUUCCCCCCCCCUUUAAUUUGUCACUCGUUUAUGCCACAACCUUGAAAAUGAAACUGUUUGCGAUAAAACUAAGCACUGUGGGCAAUAUUAUUAUAUAUAGAUUACAUAUAGGGCUGUAUUUAAAAUGAAUGAGUGGUGAUUUCAAUGUAAAAAAAAAAAAAGCCAUAAAGCAGAAAGUGAGGUGAU
Molecule: messenger RNA, 5568 nt
Organism: Silurus meridionalis
Lineage: Eukaryota; Metazoa; Chordata; Actinopteri; Siluriformes; Siluridae
Gene: arhgef6
Product: Rac/Cdc42 guanine nucleotide exchange factor (GEF) 6
Exons: 22
Coding region: 133-2466 (777 amino acids)
Molecular function (GO): guanyl-nucleotide exchange factor activity; protein binding
Source: RefSeq, a predicted model, not a curated record